Molecule: messenger RNA, 156 nt
Organism: Acaulospora morrowiae
Lineage: Eukaryota; Fungi; Glomeromycota; Glomeromycetes; Diversisporales; Acaulosporaceae
Source: the annotation of a GenBank genome assembly
AUGGCCCAUGCAAAGAUGUAUCAUCGAUGGCCUCACAACACAGAUGGCCUACACAAAGGAUACACUCUCAUUAUAGUUUACUUCACAUCGGAAGCAAUAGGUGGGAGUAAAGACAAAGAGCAACAAGAGCAGGCAGUGAAAGAACGAAAGCACUAA